CCUUGUCUGUCCCCAUCCACACGACACCCGAACCAAAACGAGCAAGGAGGCUGCAUGAUAUCGAUGGCCACUUUUUGCCGUUGGAAUGCAAGAAACGUGGAAAUGCGAGCGGCUACACGGCAGCGCCAGGGCAGCCACCCCAGCCCAGCACCCGUUAGCCGCAUACACACAAAUACAACAACCUGAGUGACCCCGAAACAUUCCUCACUUUUUCUCCCUCCUUUCGACAGCGUCCAUGUCACCGUCAUUGUCAUCGUCAAUGUCAAUGUCGCCUCCUUCGAACAGCUGGUGCAGUCUCGCCAAGCUCGACCGCGCCUAAUUCGCACCGCGAUGCGCUGAUUCAAGCCUUUCCGCAAGAGCCUCACAGACAUCGACUUUCCUCCAGAUACGCAAGAGACGCAGAUAGACACGCGCAGACUAUGGCCCUCAACUUGCGCCUGCGGGUCGUGAUUCCCAUCGUCGCCCUCAUCGCCCUCGCUGCCGUCCUCGUUCGCUUCCACGAGAGCAUCGCCAAUACCGACUCGCUCUUCAGCCUCCCUUACCACGCAAAGACCGCGGAUGGCGAGCACCCGUCGUUGUCGUCGUCGUCGUCGUCGUCGUCGUCGCCAGACUCUCCGAUAAAGGCGGAUCCGAAUCCGAAACCCAAGCCGAACCCCAAACCCCUUUCCGAACAGACGCCCGUUUACAAACCCGCGCCGAAAUACACCCCGCCGCCCGUCAUCGACCCCUUUCCGCUCCUCGCCAACACCGAUUCCCCGCCGCCCCCGAUCCCCGCACACAAUGUGCCCCGGCCCGACCUCCACAAAACCUACGGCCUCGACCGCCCGCCGCCGCUGUUCAUCGGCUUCUCGCGGCAGUGGCCCAUCCUGCUCCAGUGCGUCGUCAGCUACAUCACCGCCGGCUGGCCCGCCUCGGGCAUCUACGUCCUAGAGAACACGGGCGUGCAGUUUGCCAACGCCCGCGGCAACCUCACGCUGCAGAACCCCUUUUACCUCAACCACACCACCCUACGCCGCCUCGGCGUCAACGUCCUGCAGGCCCCGGCCCUGCUCUCCUUCUCGCAGAUGCAGAACACCUUUCUCCACGAGGCCCAUGCCAACGGCUGGCCCUACUACUUCUACUCCCACCAGGACGUCCUCGUCUUCUCCUUUGAGGACGGGCCUGACGACCGUCACCGCCCCGGCGACCGCGCCUGGGAGUACUACGACGACGCCGACCGCGAUGAGGGCGCCCGACCCGCCGCCGCGGGGCAGCCGGGCUACCGCACCAUAUACGAGAACUGCCUGCGCGAUCUAAACACGACGCUGGCGAGGGGCGAGCGCUGGGGCUUCCGCUGGUACCAGUACGACCACCUGACGCUCGUGAACCGCGACGCCAUGGACGCCAUCGGGGGCUGGGACUCCUUGAUCCCCUACUACGCGACCGACUGCGACAUGAACGCCCGGCUGACCAUGGACGGCUGGUCCAUGAAGCACCGACGGGCCGGGCUGAUCAACGACGUUUCGACCCACCUCGAAGACCUGGCCGUGCUCUACAGGGUCCCGGGCACGAAACCCAGAUUUGUCGACCCGAACCCUCCUCCCCCUCCCGCGCCCGAUAGAAGGUCCGACAACGAAGGGCGGGAUGAAGCGAAGCGGCCGACAAACGUCACAGCCACGCCCGCCGACGCAGACUACUUCCGCGCGGUCGUCGACGUCGGCUUCGACAUGACCAACUACAAGUACCGCGACAGUGACCACAACCGCAACUCGUGGCAGAAGAGCCAGCACGGCGGCGCGGGCGAGCCCUACUACUACGACCCGGAGGGCUUCGCCGAGGCCUUUGAGGUGCUCGUCGGCGCGGGCCGCAAGAUCUUCGAGCUCAAGUGGGGCCGCGGCGGGUGCGACAUCGCCGAGGGCUACGGCCUGAAGAUCGAGGACCAGUGGCGCGUCAUGCCCGCCAAGAAGAAGGACGGCUGAAGGACGGCCAAACAAAAGGAUGGAGGGGGAUGAGAGAGAGACGUAUGAGUCGUGAUACCCGGUGCACAUGAUCUUGACGGCCGUUUGCCACCAAGUGCAUGAGUUAGAAUCCUGUUUUUUGUCUCUUUUGUUUUUCCCAUGACACCACGCGCACGAGUCAGUAUCUGUCUAUCGAC
Molecule: messenger RNA, 2134 nt
Organism: Colletotrichum destructivum
Lineage: Eukaryota; Fungi; Ascomycota; Sordariomycetes; Glomerellales; Glomerellaceae
Exons: 1
Coding region: 420-1958 (512 amino acids)
Source: RefSeq, a predicted model, not a curated record